Molecule: messenger RNA, 1840 nt
Organism: Monomorium pharaonis (pharaoh ant)
Lineage: Eukaryota; Metazoa; Arthropoda; Insecta; Hymenoptera; Formicidae
Product: protein artichoke
Exons: 3
Coding region: 246-1646 (466 amino acids)
Molecular function (GO): protein binding
Source: RefSeq, a predicted model, not a curated record
ACUAAUAAUUCUUCCUAGUUGCAAUGCUUUCUUUCGUUGAAUUUUGCGUCUGUGUUUCUCGGUCAUCCGGGUGAUAAAAACAGGAAAUGAUUUUUAAUAAUAACGUGAUGGUAUAAUGGUAUAAAUACAAGCUGCACUUUUAAAGCGCAGUCUUUGCGAGAGAGACAUCCGUGAGAAACUAAGCGAAAAUAAUUUAAAAAAUUACUCUUUAAAGAGUUUUAAAAAUUUCAACAGUUACAUUAAAGAUGUAUUCGAUUCUAUUACUUGUCUUAAUUCUUUCGUUUGUUGGAUUUUGCACUACGAACGAACCACAUGACAAAAGCGUAUCCAUUAAUUCGAAAGAAUACGAAAAGAAAUAUAACAUAAAAAUCAUAAGUAAAGAAGAAACUACAUGUGAAAAAUCAGAAUUUCUCAAUUUGGCUCACAUGUCCUUAAAAACAACUAACAACGACAUUAUUCAAAGCAAUGUUAUACGACAUGUAUCGUUGUACAACAAUUUUUUGAAAAAAGUGCCCCACAACAUCUUGGACCUCGUGCCACAAUUGUCUUGCUUAAAUCUAUCAUGUAAUAGUAUAAACAUCUACGAAAGUAAUUUUAUUCGGCAUGCUAACCUUCGGGUGUUAGAUUUAAGUUAUCAGAAAAAAUCAAUUGUUAAUAAUAUACCAGAAAUGGAAUUUGUUGGAGAAACCGAAGGUAUAAAUGGACAAAAUAUAUAUAAUAUAAUUGAAUAUAACAAAUAUAAGUAUAUGAUUUUCAAUAGCACCAAUAUGAAAUGUCCAAAUUUGGAAUAUCUUGUUUUAAAUGGAAACGACAUAUCGGACUUUCAAUGGGAUUUUAAUCUGUCAUUUCCAAAAUUAAUACGUUUAGAUUUAGUUAACGUUUACGCUGAUACAAUCAAACAGGACUUUUUUAACAAGAUACCAACGUCUUUGAAAAUUCUCCAUUUAGAAAAUAAUAAUCUUCGUAACUUAACGUUGCCUAAAUUAGGGGAAAUUAUGGCUUUAUAUUUAGAUGGAAAUCCCUUAGAGAGACUCGAUAUAAUUUCUAUGUCAUUAAGAACUUUAUCAUUAACUAAUUGUACGAAUAAAUUUGAGGGAUAUUUCGGCACGCCGCAUUUACAGGAGCUAGAUUUAUCUAGAAAUAAUUUUGAUGAUGCUUUUGCAUCUGCUCGAUUUAAUUUCACAUUUCCUGUAUUACAUAUGCUUAUAUUAGAUUAUAACAAAUUGUCGAAUAUUCCUAAUCUAAAUAUUAAUAGUCAACAAUUUAAUGAACUUUCAUUAAAUUAUAACACGAUUAAAUAUAUUCGACCCUACAGUUUCAAAAAUUUGAAAGACUUAAUAAAAUUAUCAUUAAAAGGAAACAAGUUGUAUCGACUUGAGAAGGAAACCUUUUUAGGUUUGGAAAAAUUGGAGUAUUUAGAUUUAUCCGAAAAUCAGUUGAACUUUUUGUCUCCUGAUUGGGCUUGGCCUUUGCAAAAGUUAACAUUUUUAAAUGUAAAUUCAAAUCAAUUUGCAAGUAUCUCCGAAAUAGGUGUAUUUUCAAUAAGAUCACUGCAAUAUCUAUUUGUAACAAACAAUUCUUUUACUAAAAUAUCGACGCUAGAACUUGAUCCGUUACCAAAUUUUGUUACGGUGUAUUUAGCUUAAGAUUAUUCAGUUUAUAAUUAUCAUUAUUUUGCCACUUGAUUUUGAGUAUUAAGCGUAUUAGCAUUUAUUAUUGUAUACACAUAACAGUAUUUGUAAUUUUUAUAUAUGUCAUCUAAGGUGUAAAAGUAAUUUAUCAUGUCAUAAUUCUGUAAUUCCGAUUUUCCUUCAAAUAUAUUGUAAACUUAUUUCAAUAA